Messenger RNA from Danio rerio (zebrafish), 2128 nucleotides. The record is from RefSeq and is a predicted model, not a curated record. Lineage: Eukaryota; Metazoa; Chordata; Actinopteri; Cypriniformes; Danionidae.
CUUUUACUCAAGUAACUUUUAAUAUUAUUUACUUGGAUACAAAUUUCCUUGAGUAUAGAUUUUGAAUCCUCCACCACCUCUGCUUUUUGUAAAAUAGUGUUAUUAUUACUAAAGUUAGAUGAAAAAUUGUACAAUUAUGACAUGUGAACAAAAAUGAAAGCUCUUGACUUUGGUACAAACUGUGCCAUUAUGAAUGAUCUGUUUUCAGGAUGUGGUUAACAGAAGCAGUCCUUAGUAAAGCACAUUUGAAGAGUGCGCCACUCCUACAAACAGCUGAAGAUUCUACAAGAAAAGUGUUACAAACACGAGUACCGGACCACAAGGUGUGAAGAAAUGUCUAAUCAAGAUGCUGCUCCAAAUCAUUUUUUAGGAGCCAAUGAUUCAGGCACCAAUCAAAGCAUCUGCAAAAUACAACCUGAAGAAAGCCAUGCAGCCAUUUUGCCCUGGCUCUAUCUCUCUUUGGCUCUCCUGGGCCUUCCAGCCAAUGGACUGGUGUUGGUGAAUCUCUGGAGAUCAGAAAGGACGCCCACUGUCAUCUUCACUCUCAACAUAAUCUUCUCAGACCUGCUGAUGUGCUGCAGUUUUUUCUUCAGAACAGUUUACCACAGGAAGAACACUGAGUGGCUAUCCGGAACUCCAGUUUGCAAUGCAGUAGAGCUGAUUAUUUACUCUUGCUUCUACAUUAACCUCUAUUGCAACAUGUGCUUUCUUUUAUGGACCAGCAUCAACCGUUAUACAACGGUGGUAAAACCAAGCCACUCAUUGUUUCAGGUGUUCAAACACACCCAGUCUUGUUGGAUCCUUUGCUUUUCUACCUGGCUGGUGAUCUUCAUAGUCGUCGGCACGUGCAUGGGCCUUAAACUGAGCUUACAAAUCAACGGAAGUUGCUUUGACCAAGUUGGCAACAGUUAUAUUCGCUAUCAAAAUAAAUUCCAAACUAUCCACUGCUUAGGCGUGUCAACGUUCUUCUUCAUUUUGUGUUUGAUGUUGGUCAGCUACAGCCGGCUGAUCUUCCAUCUGCAGAAGGUGAGGGUAGGAAGUUUAGUCGGUGCUGGAUUUGGACCUGGAGGAGGUCUAAAGGUUCGCAGGAAGAUCUUGGCUUCAGUCAUAAUGUUUGUACUCUGCUUCUUGCCCUAUCAUGUGCAAAGGAUCAUUUUAAUAACAUCGCAGCAUGAAAACUGCCAGGAAGAGUUCAGGAUAAAAAUGGGCACCAUAUUCAUUGCAGCUCUCAGCUGUUGUCUGCAUCCCCUCCUCCAGCUGGUUUUUCGUUUGCGCUGCUGUCGGGUCAAUCGCAACACCAGGCCUAAACCCAAACCUGAAAUCUCGAAAAGCUUGGACACACAUCAGAUGCAUACUGUGCAGGUAUCGGAAGACAAGAAAAAUGAAGCUGAAUUAAACCACCAACUAAAACCGCCUUGAGGAAUUAAAGAGAAAAAAAAGUUUGCAACGAUCACGCUUCCUGUUAAAAACUAUCUGCAAGCUGUGAAACCCGCUAACCUCUGGGUUAGCAAUGUGCCGUCACAAUCAUCAGUAUGAUUGUGGAUAGAGGCAGAAUUUGUGGCAAAGUUAUAUGAUAUACCACCAUGCUUUUUUUUAAAAGUGGCAUCUAGUAGUUUUGAGCAUACUACUACACUCAGGCUGUAUACUACAACGAACCUUUUCUGUUGUGGAGUGACAUAUUUGUUUUCAUGUGGAAGUAAUCCAGCUACUGUAUUAGUAAGAAUUUGUAACAAUAUUUUUGUACUACUGUAUAUUAUGAAUCUAAUUUUGUUAUCAUGUGAUGCACGCAGGUUCUAUAAAUACAAAAACUAAUCAAUUUUAUUUAAGCCUUUAUUUUGAAUGGCCUUUAAAAUGCAAUGUGUCUAUUUAACCACAAGAGGUCAUGCGAAGAACCUUUUUAAGCUAUCUACUAAAACAGUCCUUGUUUAAUACGGCACAGUGCCAUUUUCUGUAUUCAAACUUACUAAAUUAACUUUUUUUUCAGUAUUUUUGUGUUAAAAUUCAUUUGACUCUAUAUUAAUUAGUUUAGAGUAUUACAUUUUGCAGGCAAACAAUGUAUUCCUUGCCUGGUUAAACCACUCAUUUAACAAUUCAAUAAAAAGACAACAUUUAUGAGCUACUUUGGGAA